UGCAGGGUAUAGAGGUGAGUUGUUUCUGGUCAAGUUUUGAAGAAAGGGAAAUUAUUACAAUGAAAGGUUAAAAGAACAAGCUGAAAGCUUGAAACUACCCACCGGAAGUUGCCUUAUGAGCCACGCUUCUUUCUUUCUUUUCUCUCCAAAAACCACUAUUUAAAGGGCUCAGUUCCGAAGAACACACUUUUCUUUUCUUAACAACACCCUCAAAUCUCUCUCAGUUUCAACCCUUUUCAGUCCAUAGCUUUCCCCACCUAUUUUUUUAUCUUAUAUUUUCCUUCCUAUAUUCUUGUGUUUCUCAAGCUUGGAUUCUGGGGGAGUUUGGCUUGUGGGGUUGGCUUAUUUUCUGUUGGUUUGUGAAAUUUUGAGCCUAUUUCUCAAAACCCAUUUCGGUUUUAGAGAAAAAGCCUUCAAAAACAAACGGUUUUAGGGAGAGGAGAGAAGAAAAAAAAAAUGGAAAAUGCUUUAGGGGUUGGCAAUGAAGAUGAGCAUAUGGAAUUGCCUCCGGGAUUUCGGUUUCACCCGACUGAUGAAGAGCUCAUAACCCAUUACCUUUCUCCAAAGGUUCUCAACAACCGUUUCUCAGCUACAGCUAUUGGAGAGGUUGAUUUGAACAAGUGUGAGCCUUGGGAUUUGCCUUGGAGGGCAAAAAUGGGUGAAAAGGAGUGGUACUUCUUCUGCCAGAGAGACAGAAAAUACCCAACCGGUCUAAGGACAAACCGAGCCACGGAAGCCGGAUACUGGAAAGCCACAGGCAAAGACAAGGAAAUCUACAAGGCCAAAUCGCUCGUUGGGAUGAAGAAAACCUUGGUUUUCUACAAAGGAAGAGCCCCUAGAGGAGAAAAAUCCAACUGGGUCAUGCACGAGUACAGACUGGAAGGCAAAUACUCUCUUUACAAUCUUGCCAAAACCACCAAGAACGAGUGGGUGAUUUGCAGAAUCUUUGAGAAAAGCAGUGGAGGGAAGAAAACGCACAUAUCAGGGCUGGUUAGGCUGAGCUCUUAUGGAAACGAUCUUGGUCCUUCUUUGCUGCCUCCAUUGAUGGACUCUCCCUCAUACGACAACAAUAACAACAGAAACGACAUGAGGACCGCGGUCGGUAAAAUGACAUCGUCCUCCCACGUGACCUGCUUCUCCGACCCAAUGGAGGACCAGAAAAGCCAUGAAAAAGACAUGACGGAGACGAGCUUCAACAACAACAAUAACAAUAAUCCUUCCUCUUCUUUCCCAUUUUACUCCAACCAAAUCCCGCAGAGUUUUAUGAAUUUGAGCUACGCAGAUUCUGUUCUGAUGCAAGACCAAUCUGUUUUAAGCCUUUUGCUUGAAACCCAUGCAACGGGAACGAAGAGAAGCGCCAAAACAGAGUUUUCUCACGAGACGGAUGUCUCUUCUUCAAUGGUUUCUCACCAUGACAUGGCUCAGAGGUCGUUUGAGGAUCAAAACGACCCGUCGUCUUCCGCUGGUCCUGUCGACUUGGAUUGCCUUUGGAACUAUUGAAGAAAGUCUUGAGGAUAAAUAAAAAAAUUAAAAAAAAAAAGGGAUGACUUGUAUUCAGGGGUUAAUUGGUUUAUUCUUGUUCAGUGAAGUUACUUUUGUGUAUAGAUCCUGUUGAUCCAGAUUCUAGGCAAGUUUAUAGGGUGGAAAAGAAAAAAAGUGCAUGUAUUAUAUGGAAUUCAACUGCAUUCAGAAAAUCUUUUAGUCUUA
Morus notabilis is the source of this 1707-nucleotide messenger RNA. Its product is annotated as NAC domain-containing protein 100. The transcript is spliced from 3 exons. Lineage: Eukaryota; Viridiplantae; Streptophyta; Magnoliopsida; Rosales; Moraceae. Gene Ontology annotation, molecular function: DNA binding. The record is from RefSeq and is a predicted model, not a curated record. The coding region runs from base 457 to 1500 and encodes 347 amino acids. Gene Ontology annotation, biological process: regulation of DNA-templated transcription.